This is a messenger RNA of Cyclocybe aegerita, 1029 nucleotides long. Lineage: Eukaryota; Fungi; Basidiomycota; Agaricomycetes; Agaricales; Hemipholiotaceae. The record is from the annotation of a GenBank genome assembly.
AUGUCGUCGACACACUCCGACUCCUCGACCGUCGUACCCCCCUCGCCACCUGCAGCCGUCCCCGCCGUGCCUCUCCCACCACGUUCAGACGCAGCGGGAUCAAAGAAGGCACCGGUAUGGCCUAUCGCGGCGGUGGUCCCCGAAGCAGCGGCCGCUGCAGCUGCUACGCCGUCGGCCAAGUGUGGCAGACACGACCGAGAGGACGGGGUAUGCUGCAAAGAGCUGACUCACGACGAGAGGACGCUGGUGGACCCGGACGUUGUGCGGGAUGUUGUAAUUGGUCUCUCCGACGGCCUGACUGUUCCUUUCGCCCUCACCGCGGGCCUUUCCUCGCUAGGCGAGUCCAAACUCGUCGUCCUCGGCGGGAUUGCGGAGCUCAUCGCGGGUGCCAUCUCCAUGGGCAUCGGCGGCUUCCUCGCGUCCCAGGCUGAGCGCGACCACUAUCGCUACCUCCAGAAACAGACCGCGGAGAGAGUGCGCAGGAGCUGUGCGGGCGAGAUGGAGCGGGAGGUGCUGGAGGUGCUUGGACCGGUCGGUGUGGACGGAGGCACGUGUAGGCGAGUUGCGGGAUGUUUGAGGGAGGUCGAAGCGGAGGGAGAGGGGGACGCGUUGCUGGGUGAGGGGAGGAGAGAACCGAGCGCGGCGAGUGAUGUGGAGAGUGGGAGCUUGAGAUGGAGCAAGGAGGUUGGUCUGACGGCGUUUUUGCUCAAGUUUGGUCAAGGGCUGGAGGAAAUCCCCAACCGGCGGAUGUACAUCUCGGCGUUCACGAUCGGGAUGGGGUACCUCAUCGGCGGGCUCAUCCCACUCCUGCCCUAUUUCUUCAUCCCUCGCGCGCACGUUGCCCUGAUCUACUCCUCCCUCAUCACUGGGCUCGUUCUUCUCAUUUUUGGCGCGGUCAAGUCGCGCGUCACGGGUGCGGCGAUGGAUCUUGCGGGGUAUGCGUGGGGCGCGGUCAGCACGCUCAUGGUUGGCGGGCUGGCAGCAGCAGCGGCGUUUGGGAUCGUCAAGGCGUUGGAAGGGAGUGGGUAG